AUGAUCGAUUACAGCCGCAAAAAGAACGAUGCCAAUUCAAUGCUCUCAAACGACUCACAUUCGUUGAAAUCAGUGUGGAACAGACUCUCUCAUUUGUUUCAUGCAGCAGAAGAUAGUAAUCGACGACUAUCGACAUCUUCCAAUGAAAGUGAUUUAUCGUCGAGAUCUUCAUGCUCCAUCGAACGACGCACGCACAACCGACGAAGGAAGUUACUGGUGGAAGAUCACAGCAGCAACAGUGGAUCUAGAGCAUCUACGUUGGUUCUCCCGCCCUUCAGUCCAACCUAUUGCAAAGCAAAUGAAUUUCCAUAUUCGAAUUUUUACGUCAAAUUACCAAAUGGAAAAUGGAUGGUACGCUAUAGGUCUGGUAAUCGUGAUAUUCUUGGUACAGAUGAAUUCGAAGGAUACAUGAUAUAA
Mucor velutinosus is the source of this 417-nucleotide messenger RNA. RefSeq lists its product as uncharacterized. NCBI's taxonomy places the organism in Eukaryota, Fungi, Mucoromycota, Mucoromycetes, Mucorales, Mucoraceae. The coding region runs from base 1 to 417 and encodes 138 amino acids. The transcript has a single exon. The record is from RefSeq and is a predicted model, not a curated record.